Messenger RNA from Galeopterus variegatus (Sunda flying lemur), 2076 nucleotides. It is a transcript of the gene ADGRF4, whose product is annotated as G protein-coupled receptor 115. Gene Ontology annotation, biological process: G protein-coupled receptor signaling pathway; cell surface receptor signaling pathway. Gene Ontology annotation, molecular function: G protein-coupled receptor activity. Bases 1 to 2076 code for a protein of 691 amino acids. The record is from RefSeq and is a predicted model, not a curated record. Gene Ontology annotation, cellular component: membrane. Lineage: Eukaryota; Metazoa; Chordata; Mammalia; Dermoptera; Cynocephalidae. The transcript is spliced from 8 exons.
AUGAAGUCCCAGGCAACCAUGAUUUGCUGUUUAGUGUUAUUUAUGGCCACAGAAUGUUCCCACUAUCGAUCCAAGAUUCACAGAAAAGAUGGAGAUAAACUUCCAAGCCCUGAAGAAAAACCCAAGACUGGAAGGAUACAAGAGAAAUGCCAUGGAUCUUGCAUCUCUUUUUCCAACUGCAGCCAGCCUUGUGCUAAGCGCUUUCAUGGAGAAAUAGGAUUUACAUGUAAUCAAAAGAGGUGGCAAAAAUCAACCGAGACUUGUACAAGCCUUUCCAUGAAAACACUCUUUAAGGACUCAAAUGGUGCAUCUCGCCUUUCCAUAGCAGCACCGUCUAUACCUCUGCACAUUCUUGACUUUCGAGCUCCGGAGCCCAUUGAGAGCGUAGCUCAAGGAAUCCGCAAGAACUGCCCCCUUGAUUACGCCUGUAUAAUUGACGUUGUGAAGUCAUCAGAAGUCACAUCAGGAAAUAUUGCAUUUAUAGUGGAAUUAUUAAAAAAUAUUUCUAGGGACUUGUCCGAUAAUGUUACCCAAGAGAAAAUGAAGAGCUACAGUGAAGUGGCCAACCACAUCCUCGACCCAGCAGCCAUUUCAAACUGGGCUUACAUUCCUGAUGAAAACGCCGGUUCGGAUCUGCUGCAGUCAGUGAAUUUAUUUGCCGGGCAACUCCACAUCCACAAUGAAUCCGAAAACAUUGCAGAUGAACUCUUCAUUCAGACAAAAGGGUUUCACAUCAACCACAACACCUCAGAGAAGAGUUUCAGUUUCUCUAUGAGCACAAACAAUAAAACAGAAGGUAUCUUAGGAAUGAUAGAAAUUCCCAGGCAAGAACUCCGGAAGCUGCCACCAAAUGCAUCCCAAGCCAUCAGCAUGGCUUUUCCAACCUUGGGGGCCAUUCUGAAAGAAGCCCACUUGCAAAAUGUGAGUCUUCCCAGACCAGUAAAUGGUCUGGUCCUUUCAGUAGCUUUACCAGGAAGGUUGAAAGAAGUGUUACUCACCUUUGAAAAGAUCAAUAAAUCCCGAAAUGCCAGGGCCCAGUGCGUUGGCUGGCAUUCCAGGAAAAGGAGAUGGGACGAGAAAGCAUGUCACAUGACGUCAGAUAUCAUGAACAAAGUGAAAUGCCGCUGCAACUAUACCAACGUGGUGAUGUCUUUUUCCAUUCUGAUGUCCCCCAGAUCUAUCACAGACAAAGUCCUGGACUACAUCACCUGCAUCGGGCUCAGCAUCUCAGUCCUUAGCUUGGUUCUUUGCCUGAUCAUUGAAGCCACAGUGUGGUCCCAGGUGGUUGUGACAGAGAUAUCAUACAUGCGUCAUGUGUGUAUUGUGAACAUAGCAGUGUCACUCCUGAUUGCUAACGUGUGGUUCAUCGUAGGCUCUAACUUCAAUCUAAAGGCCCAGGACUACAACUGGUGUGUUGCAGUGACGUUUUUCAGCCAUUUCUUCUACCUCUCUCUGUUUUUCUGGAUGCUCUUCAAAGCACUACUCAUCAUCUAUGGAAUAUUGGUCGUUUUCCGUAGGAUGAUGAAGUCCCGCAUGAUGGCCAUUGGCUUUGCCAUUGGCUAUGGGUGCCCACUGGUCAUUGCUGUCACCACAGUUGCUAUCACAGAACCAGAUAAAGGCUAUGUGAGACCUGAGGCCUGCUGGCUUAACUGGGACAACACCAAAGCCCUUUUAGCAUUUGCCAUCCCAGCUUUGGUCAUUGUGGCCGUGAAUCUCGUUGUGGUUUUGGUUGUUGCUGUCAAUACUCAGAGGCCCUCUAUUGGCAGUUCCAAGUCUCAGGAUGUGGCCAUAAUUAUGAGGAUUAGUAAAAAUGUUGCCAUCCUUACCCCACUGCUGGGACUGACCUGGGGUUUUGGGAUAGCCACUCUCAUAGAAGGCGCUUCCUUGAUGUUCCAUAUAAUCUUUGCCCUGCUCAAUGCUUUCCAGGGUUUCUUCAUCUUGCUGUUUGGAACCCUUAUGGAUCACAAGAUAAGAGAUGCUUUGAGGAUGAGGAUGUCUUCACUGAAGGGGAAAGCGAGGGCAGCAGAGAAUGCAUCAUUAAGCCCAACCAAUGGACCUAAGUUAGUGAAUCGCUGA